Molecule: messenger RNA, 2287 nt
Organism: Lycium barbarum (goji berry)
Lineage: Eukaryota; Viridiplantae; Streptophyta; Magnoliopsida; Solanales; Solanaceae
Product: glucose-6-phosphate 1-dehydrogenase, chloroplastic
Exons: 10
Coding region: 192-1928 (578 amino acids)
Biological process (GO): pentose-phosphate shunt, oxidative branch; glucose metabolic process
Cellular component (GO): chloroplast stroma
Molecular function (GO): NADP binding; glucose-6-phosphate dehydrogenase activity
Source: RefSeq, a predicted model, not a curated record
UACUUAAGGGACAACAUUCAGAUUCUUUCCUUCUAAAUUCAUCAAAGAUUUUAAUUGUCAGAGAAUCUAUCAGUAUCCAAUAAUAUCCUCAACAACAAAACAGAUAAGCUCAUCUUUUUCUUAUUUUACAUUAAGGAAACUCAAAAAAAAAAAAAAAAAAAAACUGCACAAAGGCAUUACACAAAAGCUGCAUGGGUGGGCAGUUGAGAUUGAACCAUUGUUCUUUAUCUUUAGCUGCAACUUGUCCUUCUACUUUCCAUAAUGGGACACCAUAUUUCUGCAGAAAGUUUAAUACUUUACCAUUUAGAACCCAUUCACUUAACUGGGUAUGUAAUGGAAUUUUUUCAAGAAUUCAACCAAGAAAGCAUUUUGAGGUCAUGUCCUCAAAUGGAUUUCCUCUAAAUGCAGUGUCUUUGCAGGAUGAACAAUUGCCUUUGACAGAGUUAGGAAAUGCAGAGGACACUGUCAGCAUAACUGUUAUUGGAGCUUCAGGUGACCUAGCCAAGAAGAAGAUUUUUCCAGCUUUAUUUGCUCUUUUCUAUGAAGAUUUUCUGCCUGAGAAUUUUGUAGUUUUUGGUUACUCGCGAACAAAAAUGAGUGAUGAAGAGUUGAGAAACAUGAUCAGUAGGACCUUAACCUGUAGAGUUGAUCAGAGAGAGAAUUGCGAGGACAAAAUGGACCAUUUUCUGCAAAGAUGCUUUUAUCAUUCGGGUCAGUACAAUUCUGAGGAUGAUUUUGCAGAACUGGAUUACAAAUUAAAGGAAAAGGAGGGUUGUAGGGUUUCAAAUAGGUUGUUUUACUUAUCAAUACCUCCAAAUAUAUUCGUGGAUGUGGUGAGAUGUGCAAGUCUUAAAGCUUCUUCAGCAAGUGGGUGGACCAGGGUCAUUGUUGAGAAACCUUUCGGUCGUGAUUUAGAAUCAUCUAGUGAGCUGACCAGAUGCCUAAAGAAGUACCUAACUGAGGAGCAAAUUUUCCGAAUUGACCAUUACUUGGGAAAGGAACUUGUUGAGAAUCUCUCGGUUCUUCGUUUCUCAAAUCUUGUCUUUGAGCCGCUUUGGUCCAGAAAUUACAUCCGCAACGUCCAAUUUAUAUUUUCCGAGGAUUUUGGUACCGAGGGACGAGGAGGGUACUUUGACAACUACGGCAUCAUCCGUGAUAUUAUGCAAAAUCAUCUCCUUCAAAUAUUAGCAUUGUUUGCAAUGGAAACACCUGUCAGCAUGGAUGCUGAGGACAUCAGAAAUGAAAAGGUUAAAGUUUUAAGGUCAAUGAGGCCAUUAGAGCUUGAAAAUGUUGUUCUUGGCCAGUAUAAGGGUCAUAGCAAGGGUGUUAAAUCAUAUCCAGCUUACACAGAUGAUCCAACUGUGCCAAAAGACAGUAUCACUCCAACAUUUUCUGCUGCUGCACUCUUUAUUGAUAAUGCACGUUGGGACGGGGUUCCUUUCCUCAUGAAAGCAGGAAAAGCUCUCCAUACUAAGAGGGCAGAGAUCAGGGUCCAGUUCAGACAUGUUCCCGGAAAUUUGUACAAAAGGAACUUUGGAACUGAUCUGGAUAAGGCAACCAAUGAGCUGGUUCUGCGCUUACAACCUGAUGAAGCCAUAUAUCUGAAAAUUAACAAUAAAGUUCCUGGUCUUGGAAUGAGACUUGACCGGAGUGACCUCAAUCUUCUUUACAAAGCAAAGUAUCGAGGUGAAAUACCAGAUGCAUAUGAGCGACUUCUCUUAGACGCAAUGGAAGGAGAGCGAAGAUUGUUCAUUAGAAGUGAUGAACUUGAUGCUGCAUGGGCUCUAUUUACACCAUUGCUGAAGGAGCUGGAAGAAAAGAAGAUUGCACCAGAGCUAUAUCCAUAUGGCAGUAGGGGGCCAGUAGGAGCACAUUAUUUAGCUGCAAAGCACAAUGUUCGUUGGGGAGAUCUAUCCGGUGAGGAGUGAUUUGUAUGUGAGAUCUUCUUGGAUCCCAAUAUACAUUUGGGAUCACGAACUUCUACAAAUAUCGAAUAUCUAUAAAUGCAUGAAGUUUGAGGAGUAUGAAUUGAGGAAAUCUUUCCUCAGAAAAGGGGACAGUUGAUUCAUUUUAGUGUAUAGGAGUUGGGUGGCAUUUUGCAGAUUAUUUAAAUUGAUCUACUUGCAAUUUCAGCUUAUCAAGAACGCUGAAAUUAUGGACAACUUAGAACUGCUGUUAGCAAUUAUUGUAUAGCUUGUCUAUUUUUUAAGAAUACACUCAUGUCUAUGCUUGUUAUGUUACAUCCUUCGCUAUUUUUGCUAAUGACUAAUAAGAAUAAACUUGCAUA